Maylandia zebra (zebra mbuna) is the source of this 2606-nucleotide messenger RNA. Lineage: Eukaryota; Metazoa; Chordata; Actinopteri; Cichliformes; Cichlidae. The record is from RefSeq and is a predicted model, not a curated record.
AUGGUUCCUUGUGCAGAACCAACUGAGGAGACCAAGGGCAAAGUUACCUCUGACAACAGCACUUCUGGGAUGCCUCUGGAUACGAACGGCCAGACGGAACGUUUAAAUCAGGAGCUUGAGGCCGCGCUCCGCUGUGUGACCUGUCAUAACCCUGCGACUUGGGACUCAUAUCUGCCGUGGGUGGAAUAUGCCCACAACUCCUUGGUUUCGUCUGCUACUGGGUUGUCACCGUUCGAGGCCUCUUUGGGUUAUCAGCCGCCCCUGUUUCCGGAGGAGGAGGCUGAUCUUGCUGUCCCCUCGGUCCAGCAUCAUCUGCAGCGCUGCCGUCGGGUCUGGUCUCGUACGCGGGAGGCGCUGUUGCGUGCUGUGGCUCGCCAACGUUGCUGUGCCGACCGUCGCCGGUCUCCUGCGCCCGUUUAUUCACCGGGACAGAAGGUGUGGCUCGCCGCGAAGGACAUCCCUCUCAGGGCAUCCUCCCGCAAGUUGUCUCCUCAUUACAUCGGCCCCUAUUCUGUGGACAGGGUCCUCAGCCCCACGGCUGUCAAGCUCCGUUUGCCUGCUGCCUUGCGGAUUCACCCGGUCUUUCACGUUUCUCAGGUGAAGCCGGUGGUGUCUAGUCGUCUGUGCCCGCCUCCGGUGCCCCCGCCUCCCGCCCGGCUCAUUGACGGGCACCCUGCGUUCUCUGUCCGGCGCAUUCUGGGUGUGCGGCGGCGGGGUCACGUCGUGGGGCGGGUGCUGGUCGGCCGCCAGGUGGCGUCUCUUGAGGGGGGGGGUACUGUCAUGGUCCGGGUGUGUGCCAGUGUGUCUCCCUCCGACCCGGCGUCUCCACCCCGGGGAGGGGCCUCAGUGUUUUUGCUCAUCGCUUACACCUCUACACCCAACUGUCAACCCCUGUCGAAGAGCACCUACUUGGAUGCUGGACCAUCUGGCAGUCCCACAGGCUAUUACCCAGAUUACCUACCUGCCUCUCUGCCUCCACGCCAGGAGUUUUUUGGAUUUCACACCCGGACUACUUACCCCUCUACGUCAUCUCCGACCUCCUUUGGCAAGUACGCAGGAUCGUUCGGUUCCCCGAAGCUCAUCCGGGACUUGCUUUUAUUACUAGGUCAGGGAAUUUUAAGGUCCUGCUCUCACCUACAGGAUCGUGUUCACACUGAGGACGAGCUCUUCAGGAGUUUGUUUAGAGGCUACAGCAAGUGGACUCGACCGGCGAAGAAUGUCACAGACGUGGUCAUCGUCAAGUUUGGCCUGUCCAUCGCCCAGCUUAUAGAUGUGGAUGAGAAAAAUCAGAUGAUGACAACCAACGUGUGGCUGAAACAGGAAUGGACGGAUUACAAGCUGCGGUGGAGUCCUUCUGACUUCAACAAUGUGACGUCCAUCAGAGUCCCUUCUGAGCUCAUCUGGGUGCCCGACAUUGUGCUGUACAACAAUGCUGACGGGGAGUUCGCUGUCACCCACAUGACCAAGGCACAGCUGUUUUACACCGGUCGUAUCCGCUGGGUACCGCCCGCCAUCUACAAAUCCUCCUGCUCCAUCGACGUCACCUUCUUCCCCUUUGACCAGCAGAGCUGCAAGAUGAAGUUCGGAUCCUGGACGUAUGACCGUGCCAAGAUCGACCUGGAGCCCUUUGAGAACACCGUGGACCUGAAGGGCUACUGGGAGAGUGGAGAAUGGGCAAUUGUCAACGCUGUAGGAACCUACAAUACCAAGAAAUACGACUGCUGUCACGAGAUCUACCCCGACAUCACUUACUACUUCGUGAUCCGCCGCCUGCCGUUGUUCUACACCAUCAACCUCAUCAUCCCCUGCCUUCUCAUCUCCUGCCUGACCGUCCUGGUCUUCUACCUGCCAUCAGACUGCGGCGAGAAGAUCACGCUGUGCAUCUCCGUGCUGCUGUCGCUCACUGUCUUCCUGCUGCUCAUCACCGAGAUCAUCCCAUCCACAUCGCUAGUCAUCCCGCUGAUUGGGGAGUACCUGCUCUUCACUAUGAUCUUUGUCACGCUGUCAAUCAUCAUCACCGUGUUUGUUUUGAAUGUGCACCACCGAUCAUCAGAGACUCACACCAUGCCCCGGUGGGUUCGGAGGCUUUUCCUGUCUGUGGUGCCGCGCUGGCUCUGCAUGAAGCGCCCGCAUCAUGGACUCAGGCCUGCAAGGAGUCUGAUCUUAGAGUGGGAUACCCCUGUGGAGUGUGGUUCGACCCAGAACCAGUGGGACUCUUCUUUGUCUCCUGCUGUCAUAUCCGCCCUGGAGGGCGUAACGUACAUCGCUGAACACCUAAGAGCAGAAGAUGCAGACUUUUCGGUGAAGGAGGACUGGAAGUAUGUGGCCAUGGUCGUAGACCGGAUCUUCCUGUGGAUGUUCAUCAUAGUGUGUCUGCUGGGGACCGUUGGACUCUUUCUGCCUCCGUGGCUCUCUGGGAUGAUUUAAAACCAAGACUAGAUGUUAAAAACACUAAUAUAUUAUAUACAAAAGUGGAAGAGCAUGGUUAGCUUUUAAAUUUGUUGCAACAGACGAGUCUAGGAAACUUAUUUCAUGGAGGACAAAAAGUACAAAAAUUAAUAAUAAAGAGAAAUUAAUUAUUAAUGCAAAUAUUUAUAAAAUGAAAU